AUGCCCUUCUCACGCUCGAUCACCGUUGUUGGAUGCCACUCCGAAGGUGAAGUAGGCGAUGUAAUUACCGGAGGUGUCCUGGACGUCCCAGGCCACACUAUGUACGACAAGCUCGUUCACAUUUCAACGAAGAAGGACUACAUUCGCCAAAUACUGUUGAAUGAGCCUCGAGGUCGCGCAUCGAUGAAUACCAAUCUCGUUCUCCCACCUUGUGAUCCACGCGCGGAUGCCGGCUUUUUGAUCAUGGAAAGCGAGGAAUAUGCGCCCAUGUCGGGAUCAAACACAAUCUGUACCACUACCGUGCUAUUGGAGACUGGAAUGAUACCGAUGAAGGAGCCCAUCACUGAAGUGACUUUGGAUACCGCUGCAGGCCUGGUCACUGUAACUGCUGAGUGCGAAGCAGGAAAGUGCAAGAGCGUUGAGUUCAACAAUGUACCUUCAUUCGUCCUUGAGCUCGAUUUCAAAGUGAUGGUUCCCGGGAUCGGUGAAAUUCUAGUCGACAUAGCGUACGGUGGAAUGAUGUUUGUUCUGGUGGAGGUGGCCUCGCUAGGAUUGGCAGUCAGCAGUCAGCAUUCCCGUCAGCUAAUCGAGAUCGGAGAGCGUAUCAAACGAGCAGUGGAGGUAACUUACACUCCUAUUCAUCCCGAAAACUCCGGUAUCACAGGGUUCAGUGUGAUAGAAUUUACCGAGCCUUUGCAAAUUGAAGAUGGUUGCAAAGUCGCAGGUAACGCAGUGGUUGUCUCCCCUGGGCGGUUUGACCGUAGCCCUUGCGGUACAGGAACAUGCGCUCGACUGGCCACAAUGCAUGCCCGAGGUCAGAUCAAAGAGGGAGAAAUAUUUAAGCACAGAAGCGUCAUUGGCACUGAAUUUGUCAGUCGAAUCCGUGGAACAACCACUGUCGGUGACUACCCUGCUGUCCUACCCGCCGUGAAAGGUAGAGCUUGGAUUACCAGCUUCAAGCAAGUGGUUCUUGAUUCAACCGACCCUUUCCCUCAAGGCUUUAGAGUAGGUGACCAGUGGCACAUGCCACCGAACUGA
Messenger RNA from Penicillium atrosanguineum, 1038 nucleotides. Its product is annotated as proline racemase family protein. The transcript has a single exon. NCBI's taxonomy places the organism in Eukaryota, Fungi, Ascomycota, Eurotiomycetes, Eurotiales, Aspergillaceae. Gene Ontology annotation, molecular function: 4-hydroxyproline epimerase activity. Bases 1 to 1038 code for a protein of 345 amino acids. The record is from RefSeq and is a predicted model, not a curated record.